Messenger RNA from Rangifer tarandus platyrhynchus (Svalbard reindeer), 1338 nucleotides. The record is from the annotation of a GenBank genome assembly. NCBI's taxonomy places the organism in Eukaryota, Metazoa, Chordata, Mammalia, Artiodactyla, Cervidae.
AUGCUGCUGCCGCGGCUCUGCUGGCUGCCGCUGCUCGCGGCGCUGCUCCCGCCGGCGCCCGCGCAGAAGUUCUCGGCGCUAACGUUUCUCAGAGUUGACCAAGACAAGGACAAAGACUGCAGCUUGGACUGCGGGGGCUCCGCCCAGAAGCCGCUGUGUGCCUCGGACGGGAGGACCUUCCUAUCCCGCUGCGAGUUUCAACGCGCCAAGUGCAAAGACCCCCAGCUAGAGAUUGCUUAUCGAGGCAACUGCAGAGACGUGUCCAGGUGCGUGGCUGAGAGGAAGUACACCCAGGAGCAGGCCCGCCGGGAGCUGCAGCAGGUGUUCAUCCCGGAGUGCAACGAUGACGGCACCUACAGCCAGGUCCAGUGCCACAGCUACACGGGGUACUGCUGGUGCGUGACGCCCAACGGGAGGCCCGUCAGCGGCACCGCCGUGGCCCACAAGACGCCCCGCUGUCCCGGUUCCGUAAAUGAAAAAGUUCCCCAGAGGGAAGGCACAGGAAAAACAGAUGAUGCCUCAGCUCCAGCGCUGGAGACUCAGCCUCAAGGAGACGAAGAAGAUGUUGCAUCACGGUAUCCCACACUUUGGACUGAACAAGUUAAAAGUCGACAGAACAAAACCAAUAAGAAUUCAGUGUCCUCGUGCGACCAGGAGCAGCAGUCGGCCCUGGAGGAGGCCAGGCAGCCCAAGAACGACAACGUGGUCAUCCCCGAGUGCGCCCACGGCGGCCUUUACAAGCCGGUGCAGUGUCACCCAUCCACGGGCUACUGCUGGUGCGUCCUGGUGGACACCGGCCGCCCCAUCCCUGGCACGUCCACCAGGUACGAGCAGCCAAAAUGCGACAACACAGCCAGAGCUCAUCCGGCCAGAACACGGGACCUGUACAAGAGCCGCCAGCUCCAAGGUUGUCCUGGUGCCAAAAAGAACGAGUUUCUGACGAGUGUGCUGGAUGCGCUGUCCACGGACAUGGUCCACGCGGUCUCCGACCCCUCCUCCCCCGGCAGGCUCUCAGAACCUGACCCCAGCCACACGCUGGAGGAGCGAGUGGUCCACUGGUAUUUCAAACUGCUGGAUAAAAACAACAGCGGGGACAUCGGCAAAAAGGAAAUCAAGCCCUUCAAGAGAUUUCUUCGGAAGAAGUCCAAACCCAAGAAAUGCGUGAAGAAGUUUGUGGAGUACUGCGAUGUGAAUAACGACAAGUCCAUCUCCCUGCAAGAGCUGAUGGGCUGCCUGGGCGCGACCAGAGAGGAAGGCAAGGCGGACGCGAGGAAGCGCCACGCCCCUAGAGGGAAUGCUGAAAGCGCUUCCAAUAGACAGCCAAGGAAGCAAGGAUAA